Molecule: messenger RNA, 3109 nt
Organism: Manis pentadactyla (Chinese pangolin)
Lineage: Eukaryota; Metazoa; Chordata; Mammalia; Pholidota; Manidae
Gene: SURF4
Product: surfeit 4
Exons: 6
Coding region: 136-945 (269 amino acids)
Biological process (GO): Golgi organization
Cellular component (GO): endoplasmic reticulum; endoplasmic reticulum-Golgi intermediate compartment; membrane
Source: RefSeq, a predicted model, not a curated record
UACGUGGCAGCCGCCGGAGCCGCCGACUAGCAGCGAGGCCGGCCGCGGGGCACUUCCUGUGGAGGCCGCAGCGGGCGCGGGUGCCGACGGGCCGGGCGCCGAGCGAGCGAGCGAGCCGAGUCCCCCGCCGCCGCCAUGGGCCAGAACGACCUGAUGGGCACGGCCGAGGACUUCGCCGACCAGUUCCUCCGAGUCACGAAGCAGUACCUCCCCCACGUGGCGCGCCUCUGCCUGAUCAGCACCUUCCUGGAGGAUGGCAUCCGCAUGUGGCUGCAGUGGGGCGAGCAGCGCGACUACAUCGACAGCACCUGGAGCUGCGGCUACCUGCUGGCCUCCUCCUUCGUGCUCCUUAACCUGCUUGGACAGCUGACUGGCUGCAUCCUGGUGUUGAGCAGGAACUUCGUGCAGUAUGCCUGCUUUGGGCUCUUUGGAAUCAUAGCACUGCAGACGAUUGCCUACAGCAUCUUAUGGGACUUGAAGUUUCUGAUGAGGAACCUGGCUCUGGGAGGCGGUUUGCUGCUGCUUCUAGCCGAGUCCCGUUCUGAGGGGAAGAGCAUGUUCGCGGGCGUCCCCACCAUGCGGGAGAGCUCCCCCAAACAGUACAUGCAGCUGGGAGGCAGGGUGCUGCUGGUCUUGAUGUUCAUGACCCUCCUUCACUUUGACGCCAGCUUCUUCUCGAUUCUGCAGAACAUAGUGGGCACAGCUCUGAUGAUUUUGGUGGCCAUUGGUUUUAAAACCAAGCUGGCUGCUUUGACUCUCGUUGUCUGGCUGUUUGCUAUCAACGUGUAUUUCAACGCCUUCUGGACCAUUCCCAUGUAUAAGCCCAUGCAUGACUUCCUGAAGUACGACUUCUUCCAGACCAUGUCAGUGAUCGGAGGCCUGCUGUUGGUUGUGGCCCUGGGCCCCGGGGGCGUCUCCAUGGAUGAGAAGAAGAAAGAGUGGUAACAGACCCCUCCCCUGCCCAGCUGACCCCUGGCCAUUGAGGACUGGCUCUGGGUGGAUUCGACAAAACUGCCAGCAUUUAUGUAUCCUCUUCCCUUCCCUCCCUUGGUAAAGGCACAGAUGUUUUGAGAACUUUAUUUGCAGACAACUGAACAUCGAUGGCUAAGCCUGCUCUGGACCCACCAGCUGGCAUCUGGCCGUUCAGAGCCAGCCAGCCGAGUCGGUACCUGCCCCCCAGGGCAAGGCCUUGGCUUCUGGGACUGAGUGGCUCCAUUGGCCGUGGCCUCUCUGUCCUGUUUUUGUCUUUUGGGGGGUGGGGGGCCUUCAGGCUGUACUGUGAGCAGAUACAGUUGUGUAUCAUUCAAAGUGGUCUCCCUCUUAUUUUUUUAAGUUAACCAUUUUUACUUAAAACAAUGAUUUGGGAUUGCCCAGCCCAACAUCACACAGUCAAACUCUGGUUUAAAACUGCACCAAUGGCUUCCACGUUGUUUCUGCCCUGCAUUAUAUUUAGAGGGCCAGGGGAAAACGUUUAGAGACCGAAACCCAAAGAACAAGGCAGUAUUAGAGGGGCAGUUGAGGCGCCAUUUUAUGGGAAAUUCAUUGAUCAGAAAGUCAGCACAGGUUUUUAUGGGGUCGUAUCCUGGGAGCCUUAGCAACUCAAGGUGGGGACGGAAGGGCCAGAAGUCCUUGGGAAGCGCACCCUGGGCCCGGAGGGACCUGCGUGCUGCCCCAGCCUGGUGCAUAGCUGCCAGCCGGCCGUGCAGCUCCACGUGGCCGGCUCGGGAGGAGCAGCUGCCGCCCUGGGGCAGUGUGGUGACGGACCCCCGACCAGUUACCUCAUGCUGGACCUUUCCCCGGAGCCACGGCUGAAACCCCGGACAGGACUCCAGCCUGGCCUAGUGCCCGCCCGGCUCCUCUCGGCUUCAGGGGCUUCUCCCAGGCUGCGUGGCCUUCACUUCGUUUUCAGGAGGCUGUUGCUUGCUCGGAUUGUCUAUUUGCUACGCUGAGUGCAGCCCAAAUUACUUUCUAUGGUUUGUGAUGCCUUACUGGUUGGAUCUUAAACCUGUAUUUAAAGUUUUCUAACAUUGCCUUACACUGCGUCUCUCUUCUUGGGGGCGUGAGCGCUUGCGGCAGUUCUCCGCUUGCCUGGGUUGUAGCACAUGCCGUGAGGGGAGUCGGACAUCUCUGUGCCUCCCACUGGUCCCCCCAGACCCUUAUGGGGAAGACCAGCCUGGUAGGCCAACCAGACUCGGGCGAGGACUGCCUCAGGGCUUGUCUUUCCUUCUCUGGCUUCAUCAGCUAGAUGUGCAGGCCCAAAGCCUGUCCCCGGGGCUGCUGGGACCUGUCCAGAGCCAGGGAGAGGUGGGGAACCUCUCCGGUCCCGUUAAGCUUGCAGGCGGGGCUGAGGCCGGCUUUGGCUCACCGGUGCUCUUAGAACCUUACCUGGUUCUGAAGCCUGGGCCCACUAACCCGAGGAGUACAGUGGUGCACCCCUCCACACACCACCUUGUGCUCCAGCCCCAGUGAGGCUCACCCCAAGGUGUUCCUACCCCCUCCCCCGAUGGCCCACUGCAGGCCUCUGGUAUUUAUAAGAUGAAGCUGGGGGUUGAGGACAGAGGGCUUUUCCACUUCUGAUUACUCAGAUGCCCAUUGCAAAGGGCGGUUUCCUACUGUCAGUGUCAGCAGACAUCUCUUGGUCGUCCCCCCCCACCGCCACCACUUCCCACUAACACAGCGUGACAGCCCUACAGAACGUCCCUCUCCGCCAAGCCCGGGUUUCUCUGCGGCACUGUUUCUGGCAGGGUAUGUAUGGGUCCCCCUCAGCCCAGGCCUUUGUUGCUUUGUGGAAACGGACUGACCCGGGGGCCGAGGGGCGUGGUGCUCACCAGGCACCCUGGAUGUUGGAAGUGGGUGCCACCUCCCCAGCCCUGAAUGGGCUCACUCAGCCCUCCCCAGCCAGUGCCCAGGAAUGGGGUAGAUGCUUUGUGGGGAGGAGAGGAAAAGAUGAUCUACCAGUUGUUUUUGGCAAGAUAAUUUCUGAAAAUUUUCUUGCUUUAUGUGGGAAAUAGGUAUAAAUCUUCAUUUUAUGCUGUAUUUUAUAUCUUAGUUGUGUUUGAAAACGUUUUGAUUUUUGGAAACAUCAAAAUAAACAAUGGCAUUUGUUGUA